Molecule: messenger RNA, 967 nt
Organism: Tarenaya hassleriana
Lineage: Eukaryota; Viridiplantae; Streptophyta; Magnoliopsida; Brassicales; Cleomaceae
Exons: 5
Coding region: 187-684 (165 amino acids)
Source: RefSeq, a predicted model, not a curated record
AUCACGGGAACGAAGCAAUCGAAGCUCUCUUUCCUCUGACGCUGAGCCAACUCGCGAGUCAAUACCGGUCUCGAUUUGUCUAUGUUCAUUUUCUACUGGAUCCGUCGCCGACAUUGAUCCCGACAGUUUUGUGAUUGUCCGAAGCGAAAGCCAGGAACUUUUAGGUCGAGAGAGCGGCGACGGAGGAUGGAUGAGGUGAUGACGACGGCGGAUGCGAGGGGCGGAGACAAGGCGGCGUACAAUCUGCUUCCUUACAAUCUCCCUCUCCUCUCCGCCUUUCUUGCCUUCGCCCUGGCUCAGUUCCUCAAGGUCUUCACCUCCUGGUUUAAAGAAAAGAGAUGGGACUCCAAAAAGAUGAUAAGUUCUGGUGGAAUGCCGUCGUCGCACUCUGCUACAGUCACCGCCUUAGCCGUUGCUAUAGGUCUCGAAGAGGGAGCAGGAGGACCGGCAUUUGCAAUUGCGGUCGUCUUAGCCUGUGUGGUAAUGUAUGAUGCCUCGGGGGUCAGGCUUCAUGCUGGUCGUCAAGCUGAGUUGCUGAACCAAAUCGUAUGCGAGUUUCCUCCGGAACAUCCGUUGUCAAGUGUUAGACCCUUGCGUGAGCUGCUUGGCCACACUCCCAUCCAGGUUGCUGCAGGUGGAAUCUUAGGAUGCUUAGUGGCGUAUCUGAUGAGAAACCCAAGUUAGAGAAGAACAGACCCCAGAUUCUUUCAGGAACACAUUACUGGAUCUAAAACCCAUUGUUGAAAUCGAAUUCCCCAGGAAUUCUCAAUUCUUAUAAUGUAUGAUACAUAUACAUAUAUACAUAUAUAUGUUUGUAUUCAUUUGAUAGACUUCUCAUGGGACGUUUGACUCAGAUGGGAUCUAUAUUUACACCUUAGAACCUUGGACUUUCGAUUAGAGAUUAUGUAUUUCUUCUUUGCAGGGAUCAUUUGAAAGAAGAAUACAAUGACACAGCAGAUUCCUUGUA